UAUACAUACACACACACAAUAAUGACUUCCCAAUAUGAGUUUGUGAGAGCGCAAGACUGAAUAGCGGAAGUUUCUCUCUUUCUUUCCAAUCUCGUUCUAACCAAACACUUCCCUCUAGCAAGCAUUCCACCCAGUGAUCAAAGAGGAGAGAGAGAACUCAAAGUAGAGUAAGAUGCUGAGUGCGUCCACUCCGACUCAGAUGCCCCCCAGCGGAGUGGACAUUUCUGGUUCUGACAGGGGGUCAGAGGUCAGUGUUCCAACUCCAGCCACAGAGACAGACCGCUUCGGCUUCAUCCUGGUGAAUGGAUCCACUGCCGGGAGUGAAGGCCCUGCUCCUGAGCUCGUUAGACAGAGAGAGACUAAGUGGAUCAACAUCAUCAGCCAAUGGGAUCGGGUCUUACUAAAGAAGUCCAGCAAGGUCAAAGAGCAGUGUCAGAAAGGCAUCCCAGCAUCCCUCAGGGCUAAAUGUUGGCCACUGCUGUGUGGCGCCACAGACAGAAUGCACCGCAACAAGGACCUCUACCAGACUCUGGACUCCAGGCCUGCCCUACAGAGCUGUGUGGACGUUAUCGAGAGAGACUUAGACCGCCAGUUCCCCUUCCAUGAGAUGUUCCUCUCCAGAGAUGGCCAUGGGCAGCGUGGUCUGUUCCGCGUGCUGAAGGCCUUUACUCAGCUGAAGCCUGACGAGGGAUACUGUCAGGCCCAGGGACCUGUAGCAGCUGUACUGCUGAUGAACAUGCCUACUGAGGAGGCAUUCUGGUGCCUGGUACAGAUUAGUGAACAGUACCUCCCUGACUACUACAGCCCCCUUCUGGAGGGGGUUCUCUUUGAUGCGGCCAUGCUGACCUGGGUGCUGAAGAAGACAUGUCCCGCAACCCACAAGCAUCUGCAGAGACACGGCGUGGAGCCUCUGAUGUUCGCCACCGAUUGGCUGAUGUGCCUGUUCACACGCCACCUACCAUUUAACACCCUCCUCCGAGUCUGGGACCUGUUCUUCUGCUACGGAGUGCGUGUGUUGUUCCAGGUGGCGGUUGUGUUGGUGCGCAGGGCUCUGGGCCGGGUGGAGCAGAGGGAGGAGUGUGAGGGCCAGAUGGAGACUCUGGAGAGGCUGAGGGGUGUGAGGGAGCAGGUGCAGCAGGAGGACGAUACCUUCAUUGGAGAGGUGUGUUCUGUCCCUCUUUCGGGUAAGGAUCUGGAGAGGCAGACGGAGAAAGAGCUGGAGAAGUGGAGGAAGGAACGGCCUGCCUCCACUUUUGAUCCCCGGGGUCGUUGCCACGGAUAUCGGAUGGCGUGGGCGAGGGCUCGAGAGAGGGAGGAGGAGAGGAACAGGAAGGAGAGGGCGAAAGGAAACCUGUCCUUCCCACCGAUUCGCUCGCCCUCCCUCCUCUCUCUGUCUCCCUCGCUCCUCCGCAAGAGGUGGAAGAGAGGGAGCAAAACAGACACAGGGGAGUGGGAGGGGGGAGGCAGAGAGGCGAGGAAGGUUUCAAAGGAGGUGUGGGAGGAGAGAAGCGAGGGAGGGGAUCUGGGGGGAGGAAGUGAGAAGGAUGGUAGUCCAGUGAGGGCCCAGGGUGUUCCACCUCCUGCUACAGAGGACAGGGAACCAGUGGAACUGAGAGAACCGUUAGAACACAAAGAACCAUCAGAACAGGAAAGAACCCAAAAGACCCAGAUGACCCCAGAUUCAGCCAGAGUAGCGUCCCAGCAGCGUGAGCUCACCGCUGACCCUCGCGUCACCUCACAGGGCCAGGAGGAGGAGCAGGGUGGUUUCAGCGAGACACAGGCCUCUGAGCAGCACAGCGACAGCCAGUCACAGGAAACUAACCACAGUAAAGGCUCCAUGGAAACACAGGAAGUACUGAGCAAACAGUCAACAGAGAGUGCACGUGUCGUCACAGAGCACAUAGUGACAGAGACAAAGGGUGAGGCAGAGGAACGCAAGGAGACAGAGGCACAUGCAGAAGCCAAGACAGAGGAGGAAACAGUGACAGAGAUCCAGAUUCACACAGAAGCCAAGACAGAGGAAGAAAUAGUGACAGAGAUCCAGAUUCACACAGAAGCCAAGACAGAGGAGGAAACAGUGACAGAGAUCCAGAUUCACACAGAAGCCAAGACAGAGGAGGAAACAGUGACAGAGAUCCAGAUUCACACAGAAGCCAAGACAGAGGAAGAAACAGUGACAGAGAUCCAGAUUCACACAGAAGCCAAGACAGAGGAGGAAACAGUGACAGAGAUCCAGAUUCACACAGAAGCCAAGACAAAGGAGGAAACAGUGACAGAGAUCCAGAUUCACACAGAAGCCAAGACAGAGGAGGAAACAGUGACAGAAAUCCAGAUUCACACAGAAGCCAAGACAGAGGAGGAAACAGUGACAGAGAUCCAGAUUCACACAGAAGCCAAGGCAGAGGAGGAAAUGGAGGCUGAGGUACAGAAAGGACAACACACAGAUAAAAGUGUAGGAACAAAGACAGAUAUGGGGUCAAAAACAGAGACUCAAACAGAUGUUAAUGCAGACACUGAGACAGACACUGAGACCGACACGCAACAAGAGGCAGAUACAAACUUAGAGGCAGAAACAGACGUUGGGUCACUGAGAGAGAGAGACAAAGAGACGAACACAGAGACUGAUACCAACAAGGAGAUAGAGGCACGUACAGAGACACAGUCACACAAAGGGGCAGCAAUGGAGACACACACGGACAAAGAAUCUGAGGCAGAGAGACAAACAGAGGUAGAAACUGAGGAAGAGGCACAUACAGAAACAGAGACACAGGGAGAAAAUGAGUCAGCGAUGCACAUAGAGGCAGACAUAAGAGUAGAGGCAGACUUGGGGUCACAGAUGGAGGCUGAUACACACAUAGAGACAGAGAAAGAGUCAGAGAUAGAGGUAGGGACAGAGACAGGGACAGAGACGCGCACAGAGGAAACUACUGACACAGGGAUAGAGGAAGCCACUGACACAGGGAUAGAGGAAGCCACUGACACAGGGACAGAGGAAGCCACUGACACAGGGAUAGAGGAAGCCACUGACACAGGGACAGAGGAAACCACUGACACCGGGAUAGAGGAAACCACUGGCACAAACACAGGGACAGAGGAAACCACUGGCACAAACGCAGGGAUAGAGGAAACCACUGGGACAAACGCAGGUAUAGAGGAAGCCACUGACAAAAACACAGGGACAGAGGAAACCACUGACACAAACACAGGGACAGAGGAAACCACUGACACAAACACAGGGACAGAGGAAACCACUGACACAAACACAGGGACAGAGGAAACCACUGACACAAACACAGGGACAGAGGAAACCACUGACACAAACACAGGGACAGAGGAAGCCACUGACACAAGCACAAGGACAGAGGAAGCCACUGACACAGGGAUAGAGGAAACCACUGACACAAGCACAGGGAUAGAGGCGGUCAUAGCGUCCCCAAAUGAAAUUCGGACACACACAGAGACAGCAUCAAAGAUAGAGGUACAAUACACAGAGCCCUCUAGGAUAACACAAGCCAAUCAGAGCCAGGUUUCUCCAGAGUUGACCUCAGGCCAAGACCAAACAGGCCAAGACCAAACAGGCCAAGACCAGAAGAUUCCUGAAGAACCCCAGGGUCCAGUCACCAUCCAUCCAGAGGAGAAUCAGGAGACCCAGAACGUCAGAGAGAGUGAAGGAGAGAAAGAAGAGGAAGCAUUAACAUUUCCCUCUCAGGAAGCCUCAACUGACAUCCUUCCACCAUCACAUCAGGGGGAAUCACUGAAAGCUGACCUCCCUCUCAUACCUGGCAACCCAAAGUCCAAAAGUAAGAGUGAAAAGAGCAAGUCUCCACCUCCUGCAGACUCAAAGGCUGGAUCUGGCAACCCAGUAUCCACACACGCGGACGUCUCCUCCCAAAGGACUCAGGCCCGUGAUGGACCUUUGGCAACCACUUCCGGAGACUUCCGGCACUGCAAGUCCUCCAGCUCACGGAAGCUCACUCGGAGGCUCUCUGAGGAUCUCUUCACCGACCCCAACCAAUCACAAAACACAUUCACACACUCUAGCCAAUCAAAUGCAUGCCUCAUUCAGUUCGACCAACCAAAACCUAACACCACAGCUCCAAUUCAGGUACCAAAACACCCAGAAUCACCACGAUAUGUCACAGGGAGCAUCCCAGGCACUGUCCCACCUCAGACUGUGUCCAAACCAGGCAGAGGACCAACCGACACCCCCAGGCGAUUUGGUCUCUUCCGCAGGCUCAAAGGGGAGCAGCCCAAACAGGGCAGGGAGAAAGGGGAACCUAAAGUCCCUGUCCCCAAAAUCCUGAUCCAGGACUUUAGUGACGGGACAGGUGAGGGGCGCACGGUCAGGGGGGAGGAAGAGGAGGAGCUGAGCUCCAGAGAGAGGAGGAGGAGACGGAGGGAACAGGAGAGGAGGGAGAAAGAGGAGGAGAAGUUACGGAAGAAGAGGGAGAAGGAGAUGGAGAAAGAGGAGAAAGAGAGAAAGAGGGAGAGGAGGAAGCCUCAGACGAGAGGGAAGAGUUUUCAGGUGCAACACAGCAAUGUCCCCCUCCCCGGAAACAGCAGCUCACAGACAUUUGGUUCCAAAAGAAACUCUACUCCGUCUAUGGAGACAUACUUUUAAAAAGCUAGGAAAGAAAUCGACAUCUAAAAAUAUUUUACAAACCACAAAAAUUACCCAUAAAACAUUUCCUUCAAUUGUAGACUUUUCUGGAAUGUAAAUAAAGCAAUUAUUUUUUCUAACUCA
This is a messenger RNA of Oncorhynchus mykiss (rainbow trout), 4744 nucleotides long. RefSeq lists its product as uncharacterized. Lineage: Eukaryota; Metazoa; Chordata; Actinopteri; Salmoniformes; Salmonidae. Gene Ontology annotation, molecular function: small GTPase binding; GTPase activator activity. The record is from RefSeq and is a predicted model, not a curated record. Gene Ontology annotation, biological process: regulation of GTPase activity.